ACCUUCGCUGAGUUAUUCGUUCUUCCCAUGCCUAUCCUGAUAAUUUUUCCUACAUCAUUGAAGCCCCAUAGCAGUCUACAAUUGCUACGAGGCGCGUAGUAUUACCAGUACAUCACUGAAAGUUGCAGCACCUUCAGCACCUCUUACCUACACAUAAAAGUCAAGGAAGAUGAGUGACCCAGGGGUGCAAGCAAGCAUCCACAAGGAUGUGAACACAACAUUGCCUCGCGUCUACAAUUACUACACUGCCACUCGCUUCAGACAAGUCAACCUCAUUGACCGACUCUACCCUGACACCCGCUCAGUAGAGUUGUCCCACUGGGCGGUUCCUGGGGGUGAGGGAGCCUGGCAGGAGUGGAGCUUCGAAGAUGUGGUGCAACAGAAUUUCGAGCCCACCAGCCUCGGGGAGCAGUUUGGACCUACCUGGAGCACCCACUGGUUCAAGGUUAACUUUCAGGUGCCAGAUGAGUGGGCUGGCAGUGAGGUGAGGCUCCGCUGGGGCUCCAACUCUGAAGCUGCUGUCUGGAGCCCUGAUGGAAGCAUUCUUCAGGGACUGUCCACUGGGGACACAGGGUCACUACGUACGGACUUCACUAUUACCAACUCAUACGAAGCUGGGUCACCUCCCUAUACAUUGUACAUUGAGAUGGCGGCUAACCGUCUCCUUGGUGCCUCCCCUGGUGAUCUUAUUGAUCCCCCAGACCCAGAGAUGCGCUUCACGCUGAGUCGUGCUGAGAUCUCACAGCUGGACUCACGGAUAUAUAAGUUGACACGGGAUCUAGAAGUGCUGUACCAGCUGGCAGAGCAGCUGAUGCCGGAUCAGCGAGGUUACCAGGCCCUCUACACAGCCAACCAGAUGGUCAACUCCAUCACAGCUGGAGAUGACAGCGUGGCGAGUGACUUGGCCGACCUACUUGGGGGGGUUAAAAAGGAAGAACCACAGCAGUGUACCCUUUAUCCUGACUCAGCAUUUAGUGAGCCGUUAAUUAGAAUAAGAGUCAACAAUCUAAAUGAAUUUAUGAUUGAGACUCAAAACUUGCUUAAUUCAAGAAUUUCUGGUAUUAUGCUAACACUACAGGACUUUGAAAAAGCAAUAAAUGACAUGUCCAUGCACUCUGCCCAAGAUAAUUGCCCAAAACUCUUGGAACUCCAUGGUCAUCAAAAACUGCAAGAAACCCCUGUCACACGCCUUGUAUAUUCUAUGGAGAGGAAGCAUGGACACAGGGGUCAUCCCAUAGUCACUAAAAAUAACGGACAUAGUCGCACUCCACAAAGGUGGCAGUUAAGCAGUUACAAAGAAUUACAACUAAGUGCUGCCCUGGGAGACAGUAAUGGGGAAGUGGGAUUGCGUCCGGGAGACAGAAAGGGUGAAGAGAGAUUUUGUCCGGUAGUCGGGAAUUAA
Cherax quadricarinatus is the source of this 1402-nucleotide messenger RNA. The record is from RefSeq and is a predicted model, not a curated record. Lineage: Eukaryota; Metazoa; Arthropoda; Malacostraca; Decapoda; Parastacidae.